This is a messenger RNA of Cicer arietinum (chickpea), 1412 nucleotides long. RefSeq lists its product as uncharacterized. Gene Ontology annotation, molecular function: prostaglandin-E synthase activity. Gene Ontology annotation, cellular component: mitochondrion. NCBI's taxonomy places the organism in Eukaryota, Viridiplantae, Streptophyta, Magnoliopsida, Fabales, Fabaceae. The record is from RefSeq and is a predicted model, not a curated record.
AAAAAAAAAAAAAAAGUGUUGAAAUAAAAAAAAAUAGAGAUCUGUGUGGUUCUGAAUCUCACACAAACACACACUAUGAGAAGAGCUUCCUCUGUUUUACUCUUCAGGACUCUCGCCGCCGCACGCGGCGGCUCCGCCGCAUCCAUCCCUGUCUCUAACCGUUUUCUUCAAUCCACUCUUUACGGUACUACAGCUGGAUCAUCUCCAAUUCGUCGCCGUUGGUUCUCUUCCAUCCUCGCAACCGCCGCCGGGACUUCUCUCGCUGUCGGAGGUGCUUUGAUCGCUGCGUCGUCUAUCUCUGAGGGAGCACUCGCUAAGGAACCACCUCCGCCACAUACUCUACCUAAAGACGUCGUUCUUUAUCAGUAUGAAGCUUGCCCUUUCUGCAACAAAGUUAAAGCAUUUUUGGACUACUAUGACAUACCAUACAAAGUUGUGGAGGUCAACCCGCUUAGCAAGAAAGAAAUCAAAUGGUCUGAGUAUCAGAAGGUGCCAAUUGUAAUGAUAGACGGCGAGCAGCUAAAUGACUCAUCAGCUAUAAUUGACAAGCUCGGGGAGAGGAUUCUGUCUAAGAAAAAGACAGACUCAACCUCUGAGGACGAUGAAGAGACAAAAUGGCGGAAGUGGGUUGAUAAUCAUUUGGUACACGUUCUGUCACCCAAUAUAUAUCGAAAUACCUCUGAAGCUCUUGAGUCCUUUGACUAUAUUACGAGCAAUGGCAAUUUUAGCUUUAUGGAAAAAAUUUCGGUGAAGUAUGCUGGAGCUGCAGCUAUGUAUUUUGUGUCCAAGAAGCUAAAGAAGAAAUAUAACAUUACCGAUGAACGUGCUUCUCUUUAUGAGGCAGCAGAAACAUGGGUAGAUGCUCUGAAUGGCCGCGAAUUCCUUGGAGGAUCUAAGCCGAACUUCGCUGAUCUUGCUGUCUUUGGUGUUCUAAGGCCUAUACGCUAUUUGAGGUCUGGUAAGGAUAUGGUGGAGCACACGCGAAUUGGUGAGUGGUACACAAGAAUGGAGAGAGUUGUCGGAGAGCCUUCCAGGAUUAAAGCCUAAACUUAGUGAUUUUUGAGUCCAGACUCCAGCCAUUUUUUUGCUUUGAUCUUAUUACUAAGCUCUUUCGGUUUUGCCUUCAGUUUUUUGAAGGAAAUACAUUUGGGUUUCUAAGUUAACAACAUAUUUGGCUAUUUAGAAAGAUACCACCUUGUGGUGGUGGUAAGAGUUAAAUAUAGAAGAAGAUUAACUUAUCAAUUGAUUCUUUUAGAAAAAUGUUUUAUAUAUGUUGCAGCUGUUCCUAUUGUAAAGAUUAAAGAGAUCUUUUGAGCUGUAUCAAAGAAUAAGGCAAUCUCUGCUGUGCCUGUGAUGUUUAAAACACUGGGUUUAAUCAAAAUUAAUACAUAUAAGGACUUGUUUGAGUUAAA